CCGAGAACCAGAGACCUCGCCGUCCACAAGCAGCGCGACGCUCUCCCAAGUCUCAAGUCUCGGCCGCCUCCCCACGCCGAGUUUUACGCCAUGGAUACUGGCACAUCAAUUCCCACGCUCCGGGCGUCGAUCGGCGAGGUACGCCAGUCGUCCGAGGGCAAGUCGCUGCCGGCGUACAGGAACGAAGCUGUCACGGGCGCCCCUGAUGAUGAUGUCCACGAGACGUACCACGGACUCGUCAUCCCGACCGAGGAGGAGAGGUCGACGCUGCGCCGCGUUGCAGGCAAGAUGCCCAGCACCUGCUACUACCUCUGUGCUGUAGAGUUUGCCGAGCGCGCCUCGUACUACGGCUGCAACCAGGUCUACAAGAACUUCAUCCGCGCCAAGCUGCCGGCAGAUGGAAACGGGGCGGGAGCCACGGCCCCGGGCUCCAAGUCCACAGCCGGCGCCUUGGGCAAGGGCACCGUUACGGCCACGGCAAUGACCGAGGCCUUCAAGUUUCUCGCAUACGCCCUGCCCGUCUACUUUGGCUGGCUCGCCGACACCAAGUACGGCCGCUUCAAGAUGAUCUGCUGGGGUGUGGCCGUCUGCGGCGUUGCCCACGUCAUCAUGAUCAUCUCGGCGCUCCCGCCAGUCCUGCAGUCGGGCAAUGCCAUUGGGCCCUUUGCUCUCUCCCUGUACAUGCUGUCUAUUGGUGCAGCCCAGUUCAAGCCAAACAUCUCCCCGACCAUCAUGGACCAGAGCCCCCACAAGGUUGCCCACGUGAUCACGGAAAACGGCGAAAAGGUUAUCGUUGACCCGGAGGAGUCUCUUACCAGCGUCAUGCUGUGGUUUUACCUCCUGAUCAACAUUGGCGCCUGCUUCGGUAUCCCCACCACCUAUCUCGCCAAGAUUGUGGGGUACUGGGCAGCCUACCUCAUCCCCACGAUCCUGUAUCUCAUGCUUCCCCCUCUUCUCUGGUAUCUAAACCCCCGUCUCGUCAAGCAACCACCUGGCGGCUCGGACCUGGGCAACGUGUUCAAGGUCCUUGGCGAUUGUCUCCGCCACGGCGGCAUCAAGUCGUUCGGCCGCAAGGGCUUCUGGGAACAUGGUAAACCUAGUGUGCGUGCCGCUGCAGGCAGCACCAAGGUCUAUCACUACGACGACCAGUUCGUGGAGGACGUGCGGCGGACGUUCCAAGCCUGCGGCAUCUUUAUCUUCCAGCCCAUCUUCCAGAUCAACGACGGCGGUCUCGGUGCCGCCGCCAACGCUUUGACUGCGUCGAUGGAAACGAACGGGCUCCCCAACGAUCUUCUAGACAACCUCAAUUCCGUCAGCAUCGUCGUCAUGGUCCCUUUCAUGAACCACAUUGUUUACCCCCUUCUUCUGCGCUUUGGAAUCAAGUGGGGCGCCAUCUCUCGCAUGACCUUUGGGUUCGCCGUCUGCACUAUCGGCUCGAUCGGGUUCUCGGUCCUCCAGUACUACGUCUACCAGACGUCUCCCUGCGGGUACAACGCAACCACGUGCGACGGCCGGCUCCCGGAGGGCGUCAACCCGCUAUCAACGGUAUCGUACAGUCUAUACUCGAUCCCCAUCAUCAUCACGGCCAUCUCGGAGAUCUUUAUCAACGUGACAGCCUACGGCAUCGCGUACUCGCGCUCGCCUAAGAACAUGAAGGGCCUCGUCGCGUCCAUCAAUCUGUUCAUGGUGGCCAUCUCGGCCGCCAUCGGCCUCGCCACCGCCCCCGCCAUCCAGGAUCCGUAUCUCAUUUGGGCUUUUGCCGGCCCUACCAUUGUUGGAGCCGUCCUCACAGUCGUCUUUUGGUUCACGUUCCGCCACCUCGACAAGGAGGAGUUUGUCAUCAACACGGACUUCCAGGACAUGAAGCGCGACUCGGACGACAGCGACGCCGAGAACAACCAGGCAAGGGAAGACAAGCUCCUGACUAGCCCAGUGGAUGAGAAAAUUGCCGUCAAGUCGGACUGAUGUUAGGUCGAGACAGUUGAGCGUGGGAAAGUGCAGACGAUACUGCCGCCUGGUGUCUAAUCAGUGUUUGACGUUCUUUUGGGUGGAAGUAGGUUGGGUAGGAGUAGGUUGGGUGGGAGUAGCGUUGGGUGAUUUCUUGAAGCUAGGAGGCUG
Lasiosphaeria miniovina is the source of this 2118-nucleotide messenger RNA. RefSeq names its product POT family-domain-containing protein. Gene Ontology annotation, molecular function: transmembrane transporter activity. Gene Ontology annotation, cellular component: membrane. The coding region runs from base 91 to 1965 and encodes 624 amino acids. The record is from RefSeq and is a predicted model, not a curated record. Gene Ontology annotation, biological process: transmembrane transport. NCBI's taxonomy places the organism in Eukaryota, Fungi, Ascomycota, Sordariomycetes, Sordariales, Lasiosphaeriaceae. The transcript has 4 exons.